Baudoinia panamericana UAMH 10762 is the source of this 1388-nucleotide messenger RNA. RefSeq lists its product as uncharacterized. NCBI's taxonomy places the organism in Eukaryota, Fungi, Ascomycota, Dothideomycetes, Mycosphaerellales, Teratosphaeriaceae. The record is from RefSeq and is a predicted model, not a curated record. The transcript has a single exon. Bases 282 to 1169 code for a protein of 295 amino acids.
UACUGCAACAAUUCGUUCCGUCCAAUUAUCAGAGCAGCCAUACAUACUGCGACUGUUCUAAUUCGAGCUUCGUCUGCGAGAUGACGUCACACAUUGGCCGGUAUCGCUCCAACAGCCAUCGGAUGCGAGCUGGCAAUACGACCGGCAACAAAGCAGCGCCAAGUCGUAUCACCGCACUGUGAGGUACACUUACGCUCGAACUCGUAGCCUUGAGAAUCGGCUUGCCAAACUUCUUCGGUGAAGACCUGGUCAGCUUCCAACCCGAAGAACCUUCAGUUACCAUGGCAUCUUCGCUACCCAAAGGCCAGACGAUCGUAUACAAGACCAUCAAUGAAUUGACUGUCCCGCUAGAAAUUUAUCUGCCCGAUAAUGCCAAGAAUGUCCCGUGCCUCCUCUGGUUUCACGGUGGCGGCCUGCUCCAAGGCAUCCGCACAUCGGUAUCCCCUCACAUGCUCCGGGCGGUCAACAAAUACAACAUCGCCGUCAUCUCCGCUGAUUAUCGCCUAGCACCUCAAGUCGGAAUCGCCGAGAUCUACGAGGACGUCCGUGACUGCGUCCACUUCAUCCGCAACAACUUGGCUAAACAAAUCGGAGACGGAGUCGUCAACCCAGAUCGUCUCGCAGUCAGCGGAAGUUCGGCAGGUGGCUAUCUCGCUCUACUGGCAGGCUUGUACCUGGAACCCAAGCCACAGGUACUUCUGCCUAUCUACCCUAUCACGGAUCCUUUAGGCCUGUUCUUUACCGUUCCUCAGCCACCGGCCAUGGGUGGAAAGGGGCCGGACAUGGAACAGCUGAAGCCAUAUAUCGAUCCUAACGGCCCGGUUGUAGCAAAUAAUCCCCCGGACAGUGCCAGGUCUCAAGCUUAUCAGCAUAUGCUCAUGUCCGCAAACUUGGCAAAGUUGUUACGCUUUCCAUCUGGCAAGGAGGGCGACAAAUGGAGGGUCGCGAAGAACAUCCAAGCGCACGGCUUGCCGCCGACAUACGUUGUGCAUGGUGACUCGGAUUCGGCUGUUGGUACUGAGCAGGCAGACGAGGUCGUCGGUGUGAUGGUCGGGACCGGAGCGGAAGUAAAGUACGAGAGGUUACACGGUAUUGAGCAUCUAUUUGACAAGGAGGAGAGCGUGGAGCUUGAGGAUAUGUACGCUUUCAUGUUGGCUCACUUGAAGUGAUAGUACGUCAAUUUCAUGCACGUCACCUACCACACCCUUCAUCGACUGAGGCGCCGGCGACAACACUGUACUUAGGAAUUAAGGUGUUAUCGUUCACAAUGUGAAGAAAAUAGACUCAAGUCUGUGCGGUAGUGAGCGGAGCAUCGUACUGCACAGGUCGAAGAGCAUCUCGGCCACGUUUCGGCUAAAUGAAUAGUUUCUGAUACUCUCACUCAUCCC